GCGCCGAAAACAGAAACCUCAGUGAAGCUGUAGACUUAGAACUACGUUCCUAGUGUUGAAGAACCGACGAAAAUUCGAACCUCCCGCCACAAGGAUCGGAUGUCUAUGGUACACCAGUGCGUGAGCGCCAUCUAACGGCCAAUUAGCAUACUGAUUAGAGGGAUUACUCUCCGUUUGGCGGGUUUUAUGUCUUGGACCGUCGCCCGCGGAAGGUAGCUUAUCAACCCGUCACGGCGUGACGCAAUCGUUCGGGGCGAAGCAGGAAGCGAGACGCGCACUGGCAAGUGCAGAUCGUUAGAUCGAUUGCUGCGGAGAGCGCGAAAUCGCGAGUCGCCGCCCGGGGGAGUGCUAAGUGUACGCACACUCUCGCUGCUAGACCCUUACGUAACGUCCGACGCCGCCAUCGGGGGAAGUUCUCCUGCCAGCCAGCGCACACGGUUCCCGGGUUCACAGGGUUGGCCCACAGGUCGCGCCAUCGGUCGACGCUGCGAGGGAACUGCCUUGGGUCGACGGGCUGUCACGCUACCACGUCCACGUCCGUAAUUGGUUUAAUUGAAUUGGUUUGCAUAAAACUUUCUACCGGUACGCCGGCAACGACGGCGCAUACCACUAUCGAAGCGUACGGUAAAGUGUCCAACAAAGUUCAGUGCGGUGAAACAUCGCGAAGCAGACGAUAGUUGUUUGGCGCUCCAUUGGAUAGCCGACGCCAGGCGGAGAACGCGUCCGACAGUGGCGAAAGUGAAAAUCCUGACCCAACGCCUCUGGUCUAGAGAGUGACUCUAGUGGUGUGCUGGUUGUUUCGAGAACUCCGACGCGCCAUGGAGAUUUGGUUGGUUUGUUUGGGGUUGCUGUUGCGGCUGCUGAACAUACUCCUGAAGCCGAUCGUCGCGUUUGUCGGUGGCUCCAAAAGGACUGCCCGCUUCCCGGAAAUCCGCAACGAUAUGCUCAACAUUCCGGCCGUGGAUCUGGCCGAACGGAUACGGAACAAGGAGCUCCGCUCCGAGGACGUCGUGAGAGCCUACAUAGAGCGGAUCCGUGAGGUUAACCCGCUGAUCAACGCCGUCGUCGAGGAGCGUUUCGAGGCCGCCAUCGAGGAAGCGCGCAAAGCGGACACGCUGAUCGCGGAGACGCAACCCAUAUGGCUGAUAAAGAACUACCCGCUGUUGGGCGUCCCGUUCACGGUGAAAGAGUCCUGCGCGUUACGGGGCGCCCCCAUCACCGGUGGGUCGCUGGCGCGCAAGGGUCUGAAGGCGACAGCCGACGGUGAAGCGGUGGCCCAUCUGCGUACGGCCGGCUGCAUUCCACUGCUGGUGUCCAACACCCCCGAGUACUGCCUGAACUGGGAGUCGUACAACCACAUCACCGGGCGCACGCUCAACCCGCACGACAACCGGCGGACUGCGGGCGGUUCGUCCGGCGGCGAAGGAGCCCUGAUCGGGGCCGGUGCCUCGUUGUUCGGUGUGGGCAGUGAUGUGGCCGGUUCCAUACGGUUACCGGCACACUUUAACGGAAUCUUCGGCCACAAGCCAACGGCGGGUGCAAUCUCGAUCCGGGGCCACUUCCCGAUGUCGACGGACGAGAAGUUCGGCCGACUACUGACAGUGGGGCCGAUGUCACGGUACGCGAAGGACCUGCCAACCCUGCUCCACAUCAUGGCCGGCCCGGGUGCGGCCAAACUGCGGCUCGGCGAGAGCGUCUACACGCGGGACAUUCGCAUCUUUUACGCCGAAGAUAUGGGCUUCAAUCCUGGCCACCUGCCGGUCGACGACGACAUCAAGAUGGCACUGUACCGUGCGGUGCAGUACUUCAAGGGGCACGGCCUGUCCACCGAGCGGUUCGAGUUCGACAACAUGCCCGAGGCGAUGGAGCUGGCGUUCAGUGUGCUCCAAUCGCUCAGCGACGUGCCGAGCAUCUUCCAUAAUCCCGCCAACCCCAAGGCACCGCACAGCCUGCCCGUGGAGUUGCUGCGCAGUGUCCUGGGGCGGUCCCAGUACAGCCUCGCCGGUAUCAUGUUCUACGUGAUAUUCGGUCUGAAGAACUUUUUCACCACCGACCGGCUCGACGCGUACCUCCAGAAGGCGGCCCAGAUGCGGAAGCAAAUGAUCGACACACUCGGCACCGAUGGCGUGUUUCUGUUUCCCACCUUCCCGACCUCGGCCCUGCGGCACUACGAGUCCUUCGGUCACAUCAUGGGCGUCGGCUACACGAUGCUGUUCAACGCCCUCGGGCUGCCGGCCACUCACGUGCCGCUCGGCUUCGAUCGCCACGGGCUCCCGAUCGGCAUCCAGGUCGUGGCGGCCCCGUUCCAGGAUCGGCUCGGUCUGUGCAUUGCCCGGGAACUGGAGGCCGCCUUCGGUGGGUGGAAGGCACCCGAAUGAGGGCCGCCCGAGGCCGGCGUUACCUCUUAACCCCCCGGCGGAAGCCAGAAUGGGAACGGAGACCAUGGGUGGCCAGAAGUUUAACUCGAAUAAAUUAAAAUCUAUUU
Molecule: messenger RNA, 2485 nt
Organism: Anopheles bellator
Lineage: Eukaryota; Metazoa; Arthropoda; Insecta; Diptera; Culicidae
Product: fatty-acid amide hydrolase 2-B-like
Exons: 4
Coding region: 819-2378 (519 amino acids)
Source: RefSeq, a predicted model, not a curated record